This is a messenger RNA of Pygoscelis adeliae (Adelie penguin), 4425 nucleotides long. RefSeq names its product transcription factor HIVEP3-like. Lineage: Eukaryota; Metazoa; Chordata; Aves; Sphenisciformes; Spheniscidae. Gene Ontology annotation, biological process: regulation of transcription by RNA polymerase II. Gene Ontology annotation, cellular component: nucleus. Gene Ontology annotation, molecular function: DNA-binding transcription factor activity, RNA polymerase II-specific; RNA polymerase II cis-regulatory region sequence-specific DNA binding. The transcript has 3 exons. The record is from RefSeq and is a predicted model, not a curated record. The coding region runs from base 222 to 1985 and encodes 587 amino acids.
CUUCACUGGUGGAUCUGGAAGCCGAAGAAGGAACCAGUGAAGACCUAUUCCAGGACUCUGAGGGGCGGGAGGGAUCUGAGCCAAUUGAGGAACACCAGUUUUCAGACCUAGAGGAAUCUGACGAUGAUGAUGACAAUGAAGAUGAGGAAGAUGAGGAGGAAGAGGAGAGCCAAGAUGAGCCACCUUUAAAACUGCUGGAAGGCAAAUAUACCACCCUCCCAAUGCACUCUUCAGGUGGCUCUCCAUCUUCUCAAGAGGAAGGCACCGAAAUAGCAUUGUCCUUAGCCCAAGAAACUGUUUCCAGCAGCCAAAACGUAGGUGAAGGCCAGCAGGCCUCCUCCUCAGGGCUGGAAACAAAGUGGUCAGCAGACAGCAGUGACAUUGCUGUGUGCCACAGCUUCUUGAGUCUCCACAGACCAGCUUUGACCUCCACCGAACAAUUGGCUUCUGCUGAAAGAGAGUCUGUCACAAGGCCACAGAUGUCCUUAGUUAUGGACCUGUCAACCUCAAAAGACACUUCCCCAAGAAAAAGGUGGUCUCCAAGCCAGGACUCUGGCAGAGGUGGUGGCAGCAGCAGACCAAUGCUAGCGAGAAAGCACCUAUUAACCAAAAAUGAAACUUCACCGAAACGGUUUUCACCAACUGGAGAACUGUCUUCUCUAAGGUGCCUGUCUCCAGGGAGAGGGUUGUCUCCUUGCCAGCGUGUCUCUCCCAGGAGGGAGGCAUCUCCACUGAGAUGUGUGUCACCAAGACUUGAGCUGUCGCCCAGCAGGCAUAUUUCCCCCAGAAGAGAGCUGUCCCCAAGAACAUACCUUCCACCAGAAGGAGAAGUCUCCCCUGUGAGGCACUCGUCGCCGAGCAGAGAGAUGUCAUCAGUCAGAUAUUUAUCGCUGAAGAAAGUCUUGUCUCCAGGCUGUUCAGAGUCGCCUAGGUAUCCAUCCCCCGGGAAAGAGGACUUGCCUGGUACUAGCAAAUCAGCAGCAGAUGACAAAGUUCAAAGCUCAUAUCAAGCCCAGCAUGGGAUAUUAUCUUCGAUGCCUCUACCUCACAGGUUCUUUGGCAAAAACGUACAGCUCUAUGAGUCCAAGCUGAAGAUAGAACCACGAAGCCCAGCAUGCUCACCUGGCGUCACGCAGCCCGUCUGCUCCAGACCCUUGCAGGCACCUCAUGAAAUACAUGUCCACGCUCCCAGCCGAGGGGAGGAGAAUGUCUUCAGCCAUCUCCCAUUGCAUUCGCAGCAGCUCACGAGGACCCCGUAUCCUAUGAUUCCCAUUGGGGGCAUCCAGAUGGUCCAGGCGAGGCCAAGCACCCAUCCCAGCUUGGUGCCCAGUUCAGUUGUGUCCCUGCAAGCGGGAUACUUCGCCUCUGGUGGCAGCAGCUUCGCAGAGCUCAGCCGGGCUCCUGAGAGGGACAAGGAACCACAGGUCCCCCAGGAGCCGUCGUCGGCAUCCGUCUCCCCGGUUGCAAAGGUUUCUAAGUACACACUGUCCCCAGAGCUUAUGAGCAGUGGUUACUUAGAAGAGAAGAUGAGGACUAGUGAGCUUCAGCAAAAGACAGACCAGGAGGAAUACAGGGUAAAAAUGUUCGCUGAGUCUAGCCACGCGGAGCAGUCAGGCUGCUCGGCAUCCCCAGCCAGCCCCAGCACAACCGAUGAGCACUCUCCAAAGCCUUCGACAAGCGGGGAAGAACCCUUGAAAAAAACGGGCAAGAAGCAAUCUGGCAGCUCAAGCACUUCUUUUGAAUCAUCCUGCACUUUCAUCUCAGAUCUCCCCUCCCAGCCGUUGGACCGAAGCAGCAGCACCGGCUGUCUCUCCGAGCCCUCAUCGAGCCAUUCGCAUGCCCAGCCGUUCUCCGUCCGGAGGAGAAACCUCUCCGGAGAGCCCAGUCGCCAAGGGGGAACCUCCAGGAAGAGCAGUCCACACCUAGAGCACGCAGAUUUAGGUCAAACUCAAAACAAGGUGGAUGAAAACACGGGAAGUACUUAAGCCUCCACCAUCUGUUCCACUUUAGGCUUCCUAUGUAAAAUCAACAGACAUUUUCAACACUAUUUCCUUUAGUAUAAUCAUCGCUAUAAGAAGCACUCUAGUGAAUGACCAAACCCAUGGAAGAUUCCUGGUUUUCUUUGUCCCAGUCUGGUAUUAUCUCCACAUGUAUGCAGUUACUUGUGCCUUUUUCUAUACCUUUUGUUGCUUGAAAUGUACAAAAAUGUUUGAGGCUGUGAAUAUUUUUUUAGAGUUUUUUGGAAAGGGGUUUGUUAGACCUUGUCUUUUUUGCCAUUUAGGUGUGCGUUAUUAUGGGCCUGAGAGAUGCAGAAAGGAAAGGGUUAAGCAUUUUAAGAGGAAGAAGAUGCACUGAAAACAAAAACAAAACAGAAAAACUUUUUUAUAUUGAUUAAAUGAUUAAAAAGAAAACCAAACCCUUGCUCUUGUGUACAGAAGUUUAUGAUUCGUAUUUAUUACAUGCUUUAUUUAAUUCUCGCAAAGUGCUUGUUUUUUUUUCUUGCAUCCCUCUGAUUGCCUAUGGUUGUGCUUUAAACAGUUGAGACUGCUUUACAUUUGAAAAACGUGUUUACCCUGAACUUGUAAAUGAAACUAGCACUUCCUUGAGUAGGGGGAGGUUCAUUCGCAGUGAGAGAAAUUGUCACUCAAAAGAGAAAAAGAAUCUUGAGCAUCCCUCCCUCCUGCAGAACCCAUCAAAGCACUUUUCUAAAAAGGGACAUAAAAAAGGUUCUUCUUCAAAGAUUUAACUGCAAGAACAUAGGAAUGUAUCGAAUGUAGACCCAGUGCCAGGAAUGGUGUCUCUCGCUGGACGAGCCGGCCUCCUGCUUGCUUUAAUCCUUCCAUCCCGCGCCUGCUCCCCACGCACACGGCUGCUCUGCGAUGCCCCCGGCAUUGCCCUGGCAAAGUCAUGCCUGUGCCUGAGAGCCCCUCUUUUCUGGGGUUUGGAAGCCCUCUGUAAACACCCUCCCUUGGUUUAAAAGUGGAAGUAAACUCAGCCUUGCAACCAUUUUUCCUCCGUAAUUUUUUAGGUGCGGACAAGCUCCCUCCAUCCCAUCCCUGCUCGGUCCCGGCUGGUUUGGCUUCGUUGAGCUCUAGGGAUGCAGGAGUAGUUUGUGCUCUGCUCGUUUGCACGCCUGCGGCUCUGUAACUCAUGAGUGACUCUGUGUCUUAUUUUAAUUUUAUUUAUUUAUUUAAGUGGAACGUCGCAAACGUAGUCCUUAUUGUGCAGAUGGGCCCUUUUUUGGUGUUUUGGAAGAAAAAGGUUAUGAUGCUGAGUGGUUAAUGUUUGCAAUCAGCUUGUUAUGCAUACACAGUAACUUUUUCCAGAGCAAUUUUUUAACUAUGACCAUCCAUAGCAGAGCAAUGGCCUCUACUGCCAAUAGAUAUGAUACCAAAUACAGAGAGACCCGAUGGAGCCAUUCCUCUCUGUCACAUUAACACACUUUUAAAAAUACAAACAUUCGAUACAUGUUUGCCCUAGCAGACAGCAGGCUCUUUACUACUUCAGAGGGUUUUCUGGUCUAUGGAAUCUGUACAAACCUCUUUUUUUUUAUUUUAACAACAAAAAAAAAUAUUUAACCAGUGGACCAGUUCUUUCUUCUUUCAGAGCUGUUCCAGUUUAUCGGGUACGUAAUACACUUUUUAAAAAAAAAAAAAUUAAAAAAAAAUUAAAUCAAACAAAACCCUGAAUGAGAACAUAUUUCCUUGCCAGACUUGAUGAGCUAUGAACUGUUCCCGUUUCACGGGCAAAUAAUAUAAAUUUUUUAAUAAUCUUCUGUGAUUUUUUUUUCUUUUCUUGUAAAGGGAAUUAAGUACAAAAGAAGAUAUCAUGGAAAUAACAUUAAGGCUGUGACACUGACCAAAACAACAUCCAGAACCCAUUUAUACCUUAAUUAGCACUUUUAUCAAGUUUCCCUUUUUUCCCAUCUCCCCCUCUUUGGCCCCAAGCCUGGGAGCUGGUCCUGCUUUCAAACCCGGCCAGAUCCCAUGGCAGGAGCAGGGGCUGGGAGUUCAAGUUCAGCGUAGCAACUCUGUUCCGUGAAACUCUUAAGCACCAGCUGAAAUCCUACUCGGGCUUUAAGCAUGUGCUUAAUAUCAAGAUGACUCGGAGUGGACUGCUCAGCCAGGGUCGGUGUGAGCAUCCCUGGAAACCAUCCACCAAAUCUUGUGACAGUUUCGAAUUUCCUGGUUUCUGCCACUUUUUCCACCCUUGCCCUUGUCACACUCUUAACAUUAUUCCAAGGUAGCUUUUUGUAUUUAAUUUUUUUUAAUAUAUAUAUAUAUUGAAAUUGUACAUAAAGAAAAAUAAUGCAGCAGUUGUGCACUCAGCGUCCUCGUUUUGUUAGGUGCAUUUGACAUGAGCUUUGGGCUAGAUCAAAUUUGCUCGGCUUCUUUCUGUAACUGUAUUUUAAUCCUUGACCUGUUG